Messenger RNA from Branchiostoma belcheri (Belcher's lancelet), 3168 nucleotides. Its product is annotated as kelch-like protein 6. The coding region runs from base 166 to 2364 and encodes 732 amino acids. Gene Ontology annotation, molecular function: protein binding. NCBI's taxonomy places the organism in Eukaryota, Metazoa, Chordata, Leptocardii, Amphioxiformes, Branchiostomatidae. The record is from RefSeq and is a predicted model, not a curated record. The transcript is spliced from 7 exons.
UCCUCACUGCUGCAGCUGGUUCCCCGACCAAUAGCAGCGUGGAGGUUUUGAAGCAUGCUGGAAAAUUGACCAAUCGCGGCGUGGCCGUCUUUCGUGGCCGACCCACCAUAUUCCAGACAUAGCCAUACCUCCUUCGGGAGGUACAGCACCUUCAUCAUCAUCAACAUGGCUGCCGCGGACCAAGAAACCCACGCCAGCUCAGUCCGUCUUCGUUCCUACCAAGACGAGAGCUAUCUGCACGGGUUUCUUGGAGUUUUGGGUGACUUACAGAAGGAAGGGGAACUGCAGGAUGUCGUUCUUGAAGUCGAGGACCGGCGGUUUCCCUGCCAUCGGCUUGUUCUGUCCGCGGCCAGCCACUACUUCAGAACCAUGUUCACAAGCGACAUGGCGGAACGUCGCCAGAACACGGUCGUUUUACAGGGUUUGGAUGCAGACAUGUUUGAAGAGAUCCUGAGUUACAUCUACUCGGGAACCCUCCACGUGUCUCUGGACAGAGUGCAGCCCCUGUACCAGGCAGCCGACCUCCUGCAGAUGGACUAUGUGAGAGACACCUGCACCAGCUACAUGGCCAUGAACGUGGAGCUCUCCACCAGCUCAGUCCGUCUUCGUUCCUACCAAGACGAGAGCUAUCUGCGCGGGUUUCUUGGAGCUGUGGGCGACUUACAGAAGGAAGGGGCACUACAGGAUGUCGUCCUUGAAGUCGAGGACCGGCGGUUUCCCUGCCAUCGGCUUGUUCUGUCCGCGGCCAGCCACUACUUCAGAGCCAUGUUUACAAGCGACAUGGCGGAACGUCGCCAGAACACGGUUGUUUUACAGGGCUUGGAUGCAGACAUGUUUGAGGAGAUCCUGAGUUACAUCUACUCGGGAACCCUCCAUGUGUCUCUGGACAGAGUGCAGCCCCUGUACCAGGCAGCCGACCUCCUACAGAUGGACUAUGUGAGAGACACCUGCAGCAGCUACAUGGCCAUGAACGUGGAGGGCUCCACCUGUGUGGACCUGUACAAGUUUGCUGAUGUUUUCAUGGUGGAAGUUGUUCUGAAGGCUUGUCUGGAGUAUAUAUGUCAGCAUUUUGUGGAGGUUUCCUCCAGUGAGGAGUUCAGCAGCCUGAGUGUGGAUCAGCUGACUGAGAUCAUCAGCCAGGAUAAGCUGGAGGUUAAAGAGGAGACAAGAGUGUGGGAGGCUGUGGUGAGAUGGGUGCAGCACAGCAGGGAGGACAGACUGCAGCAUCUACCCAGCAUCCUCCCUCACAUCCGCUUCAACCUGCUGACCUCAGACGACACGGCAGCCAUCUUGGAACAUCCCCUGGUCAGGGAGGAUCCUGGGAGUUCUGAGGUCAUCAGGAAUGUGGUACACACCAACCAGAAGCCGAGGCUUGCAAUGACCACAGAAAUGGUUCUGUUGCGUCAUGAAGUGAAUGGUAAAAAGAUGCUGUGGAUGAACCCAGGAGAAGGGAAGUACAUCAGGUGUGACUAUGACCAACCAGUAUGUCCAUACAGGGGUGUGGUUACUUGUGAUAAUGAGAUCUAUGGCUUGGCUACAGAUCCAGACAGCAUCUAUCUGUGUAAAUACAACCAUGUUGAGAACAAGUGGGAACAAAAGUCUACUGUGUGCAAAGGAUGUGAAAAACCGGGACUUCGAUACCAGGAUAUAUCUAACCACCUGAUGGAAGUCGAUGGACAUCUUUUUUACCUUGAUGAAGGAGAGGUGGUAUUGAAGAAAUACAACCAGCAUAAGAAUGAGUGGCAAAACUGUUCAACACCUGAUAUUGGUGAUGAGUUUUACUCCCUCUUCGCAGUGUCCUGCAAUCAGCACAUCUACCUCUUCACCAAGUUAGAUUACUUAGAUGACGCAGACGUACCAGAAAUGCAUUGGUACGACCCAAGGGAAGACCGGUGGUCCAAGAAAUCCCUGUCAGUCUACAGUCCUAAAGUGGAACUAGACUUCGGUAUGGCAGUUGCCAUGGGAACAGAGAUCUUUUGGAUGGAUCCUGGCUACUCCAACAUGUUGGUGUAUGAUACAGAAGCAGACAGCUGGUCUGAACAUCCAGUCCCAAGCUUUCUGGAGACCCAUGGAGGGAAUAAUCCAGACAUAUUCUUUGUAGAUGGAUCUUUCUUUGUACUCGCAAACAAGCUGCAUGCAAUAGUCGAUUAUGAUUCCCCGAAAUGGGUCAAGCUAGAGCUAUUUCAAGAGCUUUUCGUGUAUGACAGGCCUGAAGGUGUUUGGAGAGAGUCUGAACUGCCUUUUGCGCGGCAGUGUUGCUACAAGUGUACAGACGUUGUGGCGCGGAUGUACCUACCAUAUCUGAACACCAGCCAUGCAGACACACAGGAUGCAGCAAACCCAGAGGGACCAAGUGGAGAAUAGUUUUGGUAGUGUACAACCCAUCUAGCCUGGUUACCAAACCUAUUAUAGCUCCAGAGUCCUACAGCCUCUCCGCAGAUAGCUGUAAGACUGGGGAGCUAUAAUAGGUUUGGUAACCAGGCUACAACCCAUCAGAGAAUGUGUUGGAACAUGCCAGAAUGUCAUGAGACUUUGAUGACUUGUCUGAGUUGAUUUUAUAAUUCAUUUCCAUGAAUUAGAGAAUAGGCAGUUGAGUUGAUGGUGGUGUAGACAUGCUGAAAAUGUAAAAGUCUGGUUAGUUACUAUGUUGGAGCAUGGCAGAAAAGACAACAUUUGUGGUUGAUAGCAGGAAUAUGUAAAGGCAGUGAGUUCCUAGAACUACCUAAAGAGUUGUGUUCUUAACUUCUUACAUAAACAAAAAUGUGAAGUUUUAUGUUAAAUGAUGUAAAGCAAGAUAGAGAGUGAGUGUGAUGUUGUAAUGGUUUACUUUGGAAUAGAUUUAGGGAGGGGGAACUGGGAAAAACAAUGUGGAUAGUUGAGACCUGAAAAUGGUAGAAUAAGGACUGCAGAAUGGCAGCAAUGACAUAUAAAUGGUGUAUAUUUUGUGCCUACCUUGAGUACUGUAGUUCUGUAGUGAGAACUGGAAGACGUUCGUAGUCUGUCUGAACUUGACAAAUGGAGAUUGACGGGUGGCUGUGAUGCCAGUGGGUACAAGUAAAUGUAGUAGGUCACACCUGUACAGUAGGGAGAAGUUAGAUACUAGUAAACAGAACUAAGGCCACACCAAUUUAAUUUGUUGGUUCUCGGAUUCACCUCUUCGUUUUUUUC